GUGUAUUUUAUAACUUCCGCAUUCAAGUUAUUUACAUAUUUCAACUCUUCGAGUUGUCUUCAGAUAACCUUAUAUACUUCCUUAUUAAGCAAUGGCGUAUUGGUGUGACCAGUUGUGCAUAAUUGGAGUUAUAAUAUACCAUACAGGCAAUACCUUACAACAGCAAGUUACCUUAAGUCCUUCGCCCGUGGCAACCGUUGUUGAAGGAGAGAAUCUGACACUAGUGUGUUCAAGUUCAACGAAUGUUUCUGGAAUUGUGUCUCGAGUUGUAUGGGGUGAAAACAACGUUAUUUUGUGCACAAUAUCAAUGAUGACAUGUUCUUGCCUUGAAGCCGAUACAUCAGAACAGUAUCAUGCCAUAUGCAGUUUAAAUUAUGUCUCUUUUACUGUAAAGCAUUUCAACCGCAGCAGGAAUACUAGUUUGUGGAAAUGUACCAUGAGGAUUGACUCGACAUUUGUAGAAAGUGGAACAACGCAGGUUUUAGUUAAAGUUGGUAUCACCGGUAUCUCAUUGCUACCAGUAUCAACGGUCAAUAUCAUAGCUGACACCAUAGGGACACUCGUGUGUAGGACUUCUGGCGGGCUUCCUGCCGCCAAAGUAACCUGGUUCAAGGAAGCUUCAACUGGACGUGUUAAUAUAACAUCAUUUUCUACUAGUGCGGCCUCAAUGCAGGACGAGCUUAUUGUUGUAACCAGUACAAUAACAUUGCGGCCAUCAAAGAACGAUAACUCUAUUAGGAUCUACUGUAAUGCCAGUAACAUUGGAGCACUUUACAUAUCACAGACGUCCAUCAUCAAUGUGUUGUAUAGCCCCGAUACCCCGAUAUGUACAUACCGGGAAUCAGUAGUUACAAGCGUUGUACAUGUAACAAGAGCUAGUACUCUGAACAUCACCUGCACGAGCACCGGUAACCCUCCUGAUAUCACAUACAUAUGGACCUUACCAGACACAAGCACUCGCAACGGUUUUAUUUUCAGUGUCGUAAAUAUUCAACCCUAUCAGAAUGGGCAGUACAGAGUGAGUGUUUCGAACAACAUGACACCGACAAUUGGAACAGCUGUGAUAGGAACGAACAGUGUCACGAUGAUGGUAAUUGUUGUGUAUCCACCGUUAUCGCCUACACUGAAGAUCGGUAAUAUAACCGUAUCCGGUACAAUUAGGAUAAUCGCUGGCCAAUCCGUAACAAUAAGUUGUUCCAGUCAAAGUAAUCCUCCGCCGGACUUAUACUAUUGGGCCCCUGGCGGUACUAGAAACAUCACCGAUCUAGAAUUAAGAAACGUUCAGCCAUCGGACUACGAUGGCGUUUAUACAUGCACUGUUCAAAACCGCUUGUCGCCGACUGGAGAUAAACCUUUUACAGGAAUGUCGAGUUCCAGUGUGAACCUAGAAGUCCUUUAUCCUCCAGCCAAUCCAAAAAUACAUAUUGACAAUACGCACGGUAUCGAAGUUCUCGGGAAAAAGUUAGGCAUUGUUUACGGUGCAAAUAUUACGCUCGUCUGUCAGGCCGACUCCAACCCAUCCCCAACAUACUCCUGGCCCAAUCAACUAUGGACAGGAAUAGUCAAACAAAAUAUCACAAUUACUUGCAACGUGUCCAACAUCAUGAACCCCACAGUACAUGCACGGGUGUCAGGAUAUAUUGUCGCAACUAUAACAUUGUAUGUGAUAUAUGAACCUGAACAACCAACUUUAUUCUAUGUCAUAAAUGAAACGAUAUCCGAAACAAGCGCCACGGUAACAUGGCUUCCACAGUUCAAUGGCGGUAUUCGACAGUUAUUUCAACUCCAAUAUCGUGCAUCCUCAAUUGACUCGUGGACCAUUCAUUUUUUCAACGAUACUUCCUCGAAUAUAUUGAAGCCAAUGUAUGCGGCUAUAAACAAUCUUCAAAGUGCAAUGGAGUAUCAUGUGGAGCUAUUCGCCAUUAAUGCGAAUGGUCAGUCCAAGCCUCUAAGUGAUACAUUCAAAACACUGACAAAAACGAAGAACGAUGGUGUAAAGUCGGAAGCAAUAACAGGUUCAUCGACAGGAGCAAUUGUCGGGGGACUCGUGGCAGGGUGUAUUCUUACAUUUCUAAUCGCAACAAUCCUUUAUCUAAGGAGAAAAUAUGCACUAAGAUGGCCAUUAGUACCAAAAGAAAACAAAAACGCCAAUACCACUGAAACACGGCCAGAUGCACCAACUCGGGAUACUGAAACAUACUCAUCCAUUCAGCAAGAAAUAGACGACAUCGGUCACCGUUAUAGCAUGCCUGUACCAGUACCCGAGCAGCAAGCUAAAAGCAUCAAUCAAUACGACGAAACGUUACAUUUUCAAAAGAGUUCUAAGUAUGCGAACAUGGUUGUUGGUGAAGGGAACAUACACAUAGACCAACCUUUUCGAAACUCGUCUGAUGAGAAUUCUUAUGGAAAUAUAAUGAACGAAACAGUUAGCAGUGGUAUCCAGUCUGGAGAAGAAUAUGAAAUGAUUCAACCCACCUCUCAUUAAUAGUUUCCGAACUGUCAGUGAUUGAUAAUAUAUUCGUGGCUAACAAAACAAAAAAGGUAGGUUUAGCUGUAUAUAAAGCAUCAACAUACUGCAUAUCAAUGGCGUUUGGGCAUUUGGUGGCAGUGAAAACUGAAAUGAAGCGCUUGUCUUAAGAUAGACAGUGUAAAUGCUUAAUAAAAGUCGAUGAAUAAUUGUAUAUAUGUAUUAAAUUUUCUUAAACUAUAACGUGACUUUUAAAACUGAAUGUUCGUUAUAUUAUAAUAUAUAUUUUUAACGCUUCCUUUACAAACGCUUUGCUGUGUUACAUUGCAUUAACAUUCAUAGAACUACUAUCAUACAAAAAAAUUAGUUUAGUCUCUAUUGUGUAAUCUCGUGUAUUUAUGGAGUUGUAAAAUAUGCCUUUACCCUGGAUGAAGAACUUACAUUUAAAUGCAUAGCGUUACCUGCAUUUGUCGGCGUUGAAUUCACGUAGAAUGGUUGCAUAUCUGCAAUUUAUUAACUUAACUUUCAGUUGCUGUUAAUAUACAAAAACUUUACAAGUGGGUACGAAAUGUCUUAUCGAAAAUUUUCCUGUUGAAACCAUAUACUUAAAUUUGUUUGUUUUGUUAUAUACUUAUUAACUUCAUAGCCCGUUUCAUAAACAGGUUUUUACCGAAUGCAUUGACUUUUUCCUCCGUUGUAUUAACAAUGCCUGGACUUAACAAUUGUCAAAAUGUUCCUGUCAUGUGCAUGGUAUUUGUUUAUUCGAAUUAAAACAUGUA
Dreissena polymorpha is the source of this 3246-nucleotide messenger RNA. RefSeq names its product neural cell adhesion molecule 1-like. The record is from RefSeq and is a predicted model, not a curated record. The transcript has 12 exons. Gene Ontology annotation, molecular function: protein binding. NCBI's taxonomy places the organism in Eukaryota, Metazoa, Mollusca, Bivalvia, Myida, Dreissenidae. Bases 92 to 2485 code for a protein of 797 amino acids.